AUGAGCAGAAGACUGAGACAUGUAUUUUCAACGCUUAUAGGAGCACUGCUUUACCUAUUGUUUAAAGGGCCACAGGAUGUCCUGGAGGAGAGCGUGUUUCCUUCAAUAUUAGUUAUUAAUGAAGCCAACUUCACUAAUCUGAAAACUGGGUCUUGGAUGGUUGUUACAGAGAAGUUCAAGAUCGACAAUUUAAAUAUGUACACAGAAACGCCAUCAAACUAUGGAGUUCUGGUUGUCAAUUCUAUGAACAAAGCAAGAAUUGCAGCACUACUUGGGCUGGAGAAUCCUGCAGACUUUGCCAUAAUUAACAACGGUGUUGUUGUCAACAGGACAGUGAGCCAGAGCAUAGAUUUUAACGUCCGUUUCAGAAAAUCAUAG
Messenger RNA from Vittaforma corneae ATCC 50505, 378 nucleotides. RefSeq lists its product as uncharacterized. The transcript has a single exon. Lineage: Eukaryota; Fungi; Microsporidia; Nosematidae. The coding region runs from base 1 to 378 and encodes 125 amino acids. The record is from RefSeq and is a predicted model, not a curated record.